Molecule: messenger RNA, 7037 nt
Organism: Grammomys surdaster
Lineage: Eukaryota; Metazoa; Chordata; Mammalia; Rodentia; Muridae
Gene: Rbfox2
Product: RNA binding fox-1 homolog 2
Exons: 14
Coding region: 501-1838 (445 amino acids)
Biological process (GO): nervous system development; regulation of alternative mRNA splicing, via spliceosome
Cellular component (GO): cytoplasm; nucleus
Molecular function (GO): mRNA binding
Source: RefSeq, a predicted model, not a curated record
ACACAUCCAGGUUCCUCCCUCCUUCUCUCCUUUCUCUCUCCCCGCCUUCCCGGCGCUGCCACAGUGGCGGGACGGAGGAUCCCGACCAGUCAGCUCGCUGCGGCCUCGCGCUCCUCCUCCUCCCAAAUAAACAGCCCUCCCCAAGCUGGGAGCCCAGGCCGUCCCCUUCUUCGCACAGCCGGCGAGUGGUGAGGGAGCGCGGGACCGAAGGACCAAGGGACAGAGGGAUCGGCGCACGCGCGUGCGAGCGAGCGAGCGAGCGAGCGGCCGGCGCGAAGCCGGAGCAGAAGCCAGAGCCGGAGCCGAAGCCGGAGCCAUAACCUGAGUCGGAGCGGUAGUGAAGCCGAAGCCGGGCUCCGGACCGGCGCGCACGCACACACACGCACGCGGGGGGCGGGGCCGGCGCGCGCCCGCUUGUCGCGACUGUCGGCACCGAGGCCCAGGGGGAGGUGGCCUGUCGCGGGUCGCCCGGCUCCCGGUGGCGAAGGGGGCGCGGGCGGAUGGCGGAAGGCGGCCAGGCGCAGCAGCAGCCGCCUCAGCUCGGGCCCGGCGCUGCCGCCCGGGGCAUGAAGCGGGAGUCAGAGGUGGAGCUGCCGGUGCCCGGAGCGGGGGCAGACGGACCCGAGCCCGGCCUGAGCAAGCGGCCACGCACAGAGGAGGCGGCCGACGGCGGGAUGCAGAACGAGCCACUGACCCCGGGUUAUCAUGGAUUCCCAGCAAGGGACAGCCAGGGUAACCAGGAGCCAACAACAACUCCUGACGCAAUGGUUCAGCCUUUUACUACCAUCCCGUUCCCACCUCCUCCACAGAAUGGAAUUCCCACAGAAUAUGGAGUGCCACACACUCAGGACUAUGCAGGCCAGACCAGUGAACAUAACCUGACGCUCUACGGGAGUACACAGCCUCAUGGAGAACAGAGUAGCAAUUCACCCAGCAACCAGAAUGGAUCUCUCACGCAGACAGAAGGUGGAGCACAGACAGACGGACAACAGUCACAGACACAAAGUAGUGAAAAUUCAGAGAGUAAAUCCACGCCUAAGCGACUACAUGUCUCUAAUAUUCCCUUCCGAUUCCGGGACCCUGACCUCCGGCAGAUGUUUGGGCAGUUUGGCAAAAUCCUAGAUGUGGAAAUAAUCUUUAAUGAGCGCGGCUCCAAGGGAUUCGGGUUCGUAACUUUCGAGAAUAGUGCUGAUGCAGACAGGGCCAGGGAGAAAUUGCACGGCACCGUGGUAGAGGGCCGUAAAAUCGAGGUGAAUAAUGCUACAGCACGGGUCAUGACCAACAAGAAGAUGGUCACACCAUAUGCAAAUGGCUGGAAGUUAAGCCCAGUAGUUGGAGCUGUGUAUGGCCCUGAGUUAUAUGCAGCAUCCAGCUUUCAAGCUGAUGUAUCCCUAGGCAAUGAGACGGCUGUGCCCUUAUCAGGAAGAGGAGGCAUCAACACUUACAUCCCUUUAAUCAUUCCUGGCUUCCCUUACCCAACUGCAGCCACCACGGCAGCUGCUUUCAGAGGAGCCCAUCUGAGGGGCAGAGGGCGGACAGUGUAUGGUGCAGUCCGAGCGGUACCUCCAACAGCCAUCCCCGCCUAUCCAGGUGUGGUUUACCAGGACGGAUUUUACGGUGCUGACCUCUAUGGUGGAUAUGCAGCCUACAGAUAUGCACAGCCUGCUACUGCAACCGCAGCCACAGCUGCUGCAGCCGCUGCAGCCGCUUACAGCGACGGUUACGGCAGGGUGUACACAGCUGACCCCUACCAUGCCCUCGCCCCUGCCGCCAGCUAUGGAGUUGGCGCUGUGGCGAGUUUGUACCGAGGUGGCUACAGCCGAUUUGCCCCCUACUGAAGUGACGUGAGACCCCUGCAAAUGGGACAGCCCCCAGUUCAUGAGGCCUGGCUAUUGCAAUAUUUACUAGUAGAGGACUCUAUAGCAAGAUGAAGAGGAAAACAAACAAAAAAGAGAGAAUACUUUUUUAUACCUCACUAUGUUCUUUGAAUAUGUAUUUUUCCUUUAAAUUUCUGCCUUUAAUUCUUUUGUUCCAAAGAUUGUGCUUUUUAUUUUGUUUUUUUGUUUUUGAAUUUUUGUUUUUGUUUGGAGAGGGGGUUGUUUUUUGGGGUUUUUUUGUUUGUUUGUUUGUUUGUUUGUUUUUUAUUGCUUUGAAGGUUUUUUUUUGAUGUUUUUAUUUUUGCUUUUUUAAAACUGUGGUUAAAAAAAAAAAAAAGAUAGUGCAUUUCCACGUCUGUAUGUCCAUGCUUAGCUUAUUCUGUCGGUCACAGAAGAGGCAGUUGAGGAGGAAGGAGCUGAUACAUGUAUUUGAUCAGAAGCCAGCAGACAGAAUUACCAAAGUGGAUCUGGUGCUGAUGGCUGGGGGGACAAGCAGAGUGGAGGCCAGCUCUGCAGCAGUGUGCCCUUCUGGCCUGUCUUUGGCUGGAGGCUCUGACUGGCUGUGGCUGGAAUCCACAUGCCUUUAGGUAGGAGUUUGUGCUUGUAAAGUAGGAGAAUUUAAAAGAUGCUUUUCUCUCCUCUUCCCUCCUGCCUUUGUAUUCUUUUUACAAUCAUUUACAGGCACAGCCUGAGAGUGUUGGCAUGGUUUUUGUAAUUACAGUGCUGGUAUUUCCAGGCAUGCUCUCAGACUGUGGAUGAGAAACACCUCAGUACAAAAAUGAUCUUGGAGUGAGCUCUGGAAUAGGAAAACACUUGUUUCUUUUCUUUUCAGAAAUCUCAGCACUCCUGCUGGGCUGUUGCCACUUUAAUUGAGCCACUGUGCAACUCCUCUGUUCUUUUAUUAACAUGCUACUCCCAUGUCCUCAGACUCAGGAGUUUGGGAUCCAGGGACGGAAGAAUGAAUAGUCAGUGGCCAGAUUUCCCCCCAGGUAUCUGGGCACAGUAUGAGGAUUAAAAGUACAAAUUGUUCAGAGCCAUUAAAGAGUGUGUAGAAGAGAAAAGGGGGAUCGUCGAUCUGAUAUCCCUUCGUUUUCUUGCAGCACGAAGUCAGAAGUCAGUACAGAGUAAGAAAGGCAUCAGAAAGCCUCUGCUGGGGCAGGAUAAGGAACGAUGCCCCUAGGCUGGCUGUCCCUACAAGUGUGCUGAUGAGGACCAGUAAGGGCAGGCAGAGGCAGUUUGUCCUCACUCCAAAGCCAUAGGAAUUUCCAUCUUCCAGAGCCUCUGUGAGUCUCCAGCCUUUGUGGCCACUGCAUCCAGCUUCACAGUGUCCUCCAGAGUCACAGCCAAGCACCUGGACCCCUCAAGGAGCAUUAAGAAGACAGGCCAUGGACUUUAAGCCUGCCUUGGAAGGAGGAUAUAAAAUGGCCAGAGUCCUUCUGCAGAGGCCAUGGCAGUGAAACCUGGCUUCAGUUUUGUUUCCAAAGGACUUCUUUCUCCCUCCAGAUCUGAGAUGUAUCCAAAAGGCAAGGGUCCCACAGAGGCUCCAAAAUGAAGGCAUUAGGAAGUGGGGCUGUCGGCUGUCUCCCUGGUCAGUUCACCUGAGGGAUCGCUGCUAAAGGGACAGCAGAGUUCAGAGACAUGAGCUUUGGCUUUGUUAGGGUCUAUUUUAGGGUUAUUUUAUUGGGGUUUGGUUCUUUUGUUGUUGUUGUUCUUAUUCUUGUUGUUGUGUUGUUGUUGCCUCUGCCUCUACAUAUUUUUUACUGAUAAAUGAUUCAUGUCCCUGAAUUAAAGUGGCUGACAUUUGACUGAAUCAAGCAUCCUUUUGUAAGCAGGGACAGCCUUGGCCUGCAGUUGACACAUGCCAUCUUGCCCUCAGAUCCCGUCUCCCAGGAUAUCUGAGGAGACAACAUGGAAGCCAGAGAUCUCAGUAUAGUCAUUGAUUCUGGGGCAACAUGUGGAACAGGAAACAAGACUGAUGGCCUACUGGCCACUUACGAAGUCCCUUCCCCCAAGCCAAAGUUUGGUUUGUUGUUGCUGUUAUGACAGGUUUCAUUGUAUGUGCAUAAGUUUUUUAGGGGAAGGGAUGGGCUGGAGCCUUUUGGAGUUCUUUCUAGAGAAUGGGGGCAGAGAGGUUUUUCUUUCUUUUGUUUCUUUUUGAGAAAAUGUACUGGCUAAAGGAACAGACAUUUUGGGUCUUCGUUUAUUCUCACAAAAAGGCAAGCCCUUCACCUGGUGGAAACUAGGCCAGUCCCUUGACAAUUGUAUCCACAAAGGGUAGAAUGGGAGAACGAAUUGAGGAAGACUUCUUUUUUCCUAGGAAUAAGGGUGGCCAUGGCAGGGAGAAGAGGACAGUCCCCGUGGCCCAUACUGGAGGGGCCUGAGAAACCUUCAUGCACUUCAGUUCAGCUGGUUCUGGCUGAGUCCUCUAAGGCCAGUCUGUUUGCCAGCAUGUCUCUGCUGCAUGUACAAGGACACUCUCCAGUGCCGCUUCUUCCUCAAGCUCUGUUCCGAGGAAGACUAGAUGGAGUUGGCUUUUUAUGCAAGGAUCUUUGGAUUUCAGGGUGAGCAAUGAGAGUUGGCUCCCCCAAGUGUCUGGAUUUCACUGUAUUGGCCUCAUGGUUGGUCCUCAAGGCCACGGUGCUGGCAUGUUGGACUGAUUUAGGAAGCAGGCUAGAGGAGAUGGGCAUUUUGUGACUCUGUUAGAGGAUUCUAGGUGAUGAUUUCAAAAAGAUGGCUGAUGCUGAGUCGCAGUGUGAGGAGGGCGUUUUCAGUUUUUGCAGGCCUCUUUAGACUGGGCAUUCUAUGCUGUGACUCUUGCUGGACUCCUUUAAGGAGACUUGUAGUGAAAACGUCUGUCUGGCUGUUCCUCUUUCAGCCCAGAGAGCUGCCUUAGGUCUUUUCUAGAAUGUCUGUGUUACUUAGUUCAACCUCAGCCCAGAAGCACCAUGCUACUCGUCAUUUUAAGGCUCUCAGGUUUCCAGGAACCUCUGCCACUGUCACCCUGCAGCAGCCGCUGUCUGAACUGAGCCAACGUGUUUCCUUCCCUUGGAAACCGACUGGCACUUGGCUCUUAGUUUAAGGAGAGCUUGUGGCUUUUCCUCAAACGUGGACUCCUCAGGGGCUGAAUUAUUUAGUUUAGGCUGUGCUUUCUUAGAGGCGCAGCCAGCAGGUCCGUGACCACCUCCAUCCUGUACCUAGUCAUGUAGCUUCCAGACACAAGGGACUGUAAGAUGAGAAGGAUAUGAGGCUAUGCAAGAAGAGCAUAGUGUGCCCCUCCCUGUGCCAGGCGAACAAGGCCAACCAAGGGCAGUCUGGGACACAGGUGUGCCCGGAAGGAUGGGAAGCUGCCUGGUGAACCUUCCCCUUUGGCCCAGCCAGUUCUCCACUACUCAAAAAACUCUAGCAUGGCAAUGUUUGCAAAGUUGCAGACUUUUCCCCUGGAUAUUAGGAGGAAAGGGACUUUGGGGGGUGGGGAAGGGGUCGUGGUGUUUUAAAGCAUAAGUUACCUGUUUGCACUGUUUUCAGAUAGGAAACAAUAGUGGGCACGGUGAACAUCUAAUGUAAACGUGUGGUUUAUUUUGUCAUGCUCUUGAGAAUGUCUGAUCAUUUGUAGUAUACACCAGUGACACUUGAUUCUCUGUUGCAUAAAACACUAUAUUUUUGGAAAUGUUGCUGUCCGAAGCCUCUUCCCACCCUUCCCUCUCCUGUGUACCGCCUCUCUCCUUGCUUCCUCAUCAGCCAGGCAAUUGCCAUCCCUGGGCUAGAGCGGGAAACAGGACCCCAUCCCAAGCAGGCUCUGGGUGUCCUAAGCCAGCAUGUGCCCUCUAGGUUACUGGGUGCAGAACAGUCCCUUGGCAACUUUCCUUUCAAAAUGCUCACCAACUACCACAGGUUGCCAAACUCUUCAGCGAGGCAAUAGAAGUGAGCUAGGGGGCACGGGUCCCUGAAGUAUUGUGGUUGGCUGUGGAAGCCAUGUUCUUAUGCAAGUUACCGAAACUGUAGCCAGUUACAGUGUACUCAGGAAAACGGUCAAUGAGUUCAGCCAUGGUGGUGCUGGCUGGCGGGGAUUGGUAACUGAGAACUGCCCAUCAGCCGAAACUCGACCUUGCCUUGACAGAGAUCUCCCACCUAGGGGGCAGCCCUCUGUACAUGCCAGCACUGGGAGGGCUGCACUCAUCCUGGCAGGCAAAAAGGGAACAGCAAUGCUCUUUCCCUCCCUCCCUCUUCCGGUUACCAAUGCCAGAUUCCCAGGGGCACGCGAGUUUUUGAGUUUUUCAGAAAAUGCUUUUGGUUUGUUUUAUCCGGGGACUGGUGUGCUUUAAUCGCUGUCCGUCCCCAUCAGGACUCCUAGCUUAGCUGUUUGCUUGUGUUUUCUGUUCACAGUAUUUUUUGUGUGCGUGCUUGUUGGGCAGCUCAUUUUGGCUGCAUUAUAUAUCGAGUGAUGAACUGAUCCUUUUUUUCCCCUAAGAGACAUGACUUUUCCCUCUAUCAGCAUUCAGCUUGUGAAUAGCUAGAGCCACCCUGGGGCUGACACGUCUAAGUUAGAGCUACAGAGUGAACUGAGGCUCUCAGUUUUUGAGUCUCUUAUCUUUUCAAGGCUCAAAGUACCACAGAACCUCGCUCUUCUCCACACCCCUGUGGCAGGGAGUGGCCUGCCUAGCACAUGUGGUUUCCCCAUGGCAGGACAGGUACCACUGGGACAUGGGGGCAUCCGCGGAUGCUUGCCCAGUUGACCACCCAGCUGUGUCUCCAUCCCUCCCAUCCUCUCCCAGAGUCACUUCCUAGGACACCCGAGCUGCUUGCCCAAGGUCCUGUUUCCCUGCUAACUCCAGAGAAGCACCCAGGGCUUUGUGACAGUCUCUAACUCCCUCCCUCCCUCCCUCCCUCCCUCCCUCCUCCUCCUUAAGAAUCAUAUUGUAUAGUAGCUUUCAGACCAUACAGUAUUCAUUGGGUUACUCCUAUUAUCAAGUAGCUGGAAUUGUGAAGGUUGGAGUAGUUAGACCUUUAGCUUUUAUUCAUUAUUUUUUGUAUUACUCUCCAUGUGUAUAAAUUAUUGAUCAUGUUGCUGGCUUUUAUAAACUCUUAGCAAAGGAGGGGCCCUGCCUCAGCCUUUGCAAAUGGUAAUGAAGCACUGUUUUUAAAUAAAAGAGAGAAACACCA